Leishmania mexicana MHOM/GT/2001/U1103 is the source of this 4386-nucleotide messenger RNA. RefSeq names its product putative pantothenate kinase subunit. The coding region runs from base 1 to 4386 and encodes 1461 amino acids. NCBI's taxonomy places the organism in Eukaryota, Euglenozoa, Kinetoplastea, Trypanosomatida, Trypanosomatidae. The record is from RefSeq and is a predicted model, not a curated record. The transcript has a single exon. Gene Ontology annotation, biological process: coenzyme A biosynthetic process. Gene Ontology annotation, molecular function: pantothenate kinase activity; ATP binding. Gene Ontology annotation, cellular component: cytosol; nucleus.
AUGUCAGCUAUGGACGUUGGGUGUGCCUCGGCUCGGGUACUUAGCUACAACUUCAACAUCCUUCCUCGAGGGAGCGGCGGGUAUCAGCAUGAGCGGAUCGAAACCUUUCUUGCUAGCGUCGACGCGUACGAUGUGGUGCUCCUGCAGGAGGUAUAUGCGACGAGCUACUUUCCUUACUUAAUGCAGAAGCAGCUAUGCUAUCAGAAGAUGCUUCUGGAUGGACUCGAGGCAAAGGGGUUUCACCACUACGUGAUUUCGCGACAGCCAUCCUACCUGACCAUGCUGCGGUAUAACGUCUGCUCUGACAACGGCCUCAUCAUCGCCUCGCGGUUUCCAGUGUGGCACCGCGGCUCCUAUACAUUUCGAAACCGCGAGCGCGGAGAGGCAACGGUCAGUAAAGGGUGUCUGUUUGCCGAAGUCGAGGUCCCCGCUACGCAGGGUAAGGGCAGCCAGCGUAUUGUCUUCUUCAAUGUGCAUCUGCGCCCAGAGGACAACCUACCGUCUGAAUCGUCGCAGAUGCAGCAGGUACAUCGCUUUGUGGUGGCGGCCCUUGCCCAGGUGCGGGAGCAGCACACGGAGGGCGAUGGACCGGCGGCGCUGCGGCAGAGGGGGGCCGAGGUGCCGUUCAUCAUCGCCGGUGACUUCAACAUCCACGGCAUCGACCCGUUGAACGGGCAUCCUUCAAAGAGGUUCCAGGAGAUGCUGAACCAGUUUCAGGACAUUGGGUCUGUGCGGGAUGUCAUUUACGAUGAGACAGGACAGAACCCACCGACUCGCCCGCCCAUUCUGUUCUUUCCAGAGUUGUCGAAGCUGGAGCGCUACGAAUCGACGCCACAGCGACAGGACUACUUCCUGGCGACGACAUGCAUUCAGGUGGAGAUGCCGCGCCUGGAGAAGUACGUGGUGAGCAGCCGCCGCCCGUACACGUACUUGUCGGACCACUUUGGUAUUACGUGCCGUGUGACGCUGGCGCUGAACCCGAGCGUCAGCUUCCAAGGGCGCUCGCUCGUGCGUCUCAACUUUUCCUCUCUCGUCGAGGCAGCCAACCACGAGCACUCAAAUCCGUCGUCGGAUGCGCGGCUUGAGGCGGUUCUCAUCGCUGCGUUUGUGUGGUGGCUCUUCUCCUUCAGUUUCAUGUCGCUGGUGCUGUGCGCUGCACUCGCUUGGUUCGUACGCUGGGCUCAGAACUACAGCGCCUCACCGGUGCUGAGUGAGCCGCCUCUUCUGACGAUGGAGGCGCUCAAAGAGAAGGGGGAAAUGUGCUUCGUUAACAAGACGCUCAACCCUCUCGCGGGCGUGCGGACACUCGGGGAAAUGUGGGAGCGCAGUGUGACUCGCUUCCGAACGUUCAAGUGCCUCGGCACCACCAGCGAGCUCGGGGAGCCGGAGUGGAUGACGUAUGGCACGGUAGACAUCCGUGCGCGGGAGCUCGGUGCUGGCCUCUUGGAAAUGGGCUUUCGCGCUGGCGAUCUGAUCGGCGUGGCGUGCGAGCCAUGCCGGAACAUCAUUAUUCUCGAAGUGGCGUGCGCCUUGUACGGCUUCACUACGGUGCCGUUGGCAGGUAAGCGCAGUACAAUGAGUGCUCUGCUGGACCGCCACAAGAUUCGUGUCGCCGUCGCGGACCGCAGCUCCGUGGCGAUGCUUCUCACGUGCCGCUCCACCAAACUCGAGGCCAUCAUGUACACCAGUGCCUUCGCCGAUGAGGACGAUCAUGCAACGGCGAAGGAUCUGAACAUCCGGCUCAUCCCGUUUGAGUUCGUUGAGCAGAAGGGGCGACUGUGCCCGGUCGCACCACCGAAGGAGCACGUGACGACGGACUCCGUGUUCACGUAUACAAUGGACAACACGAACAGUUUGGCGAGUGAUGACGGGAGUGCGCUGCUGCCGGUGCGUCACUCCAGUGUCCUGUACGAUCUGAGCUUGCUGCUGAUGACGGGCGUGCUUCCCUCGUCGUUCAAGGGAGAGUCAAUGGUGUGGUUCAGUCCGAUGGCGCUGCUCUUUCAUCGCGUGUGCGUACUUGGGAUGCUGAGCCAGGGCAACGCCAUUGCUACCGUGGACGCGGCUCACCUGCAGGAGGCCUUCGUGAAGUUUCAACCUACUCUCUUGGUCACCUCCCCGACUCUCUUCAGCACGAGCCGCUUGCAGCUCAGCCGCGCGCAGCGCCGGCACAGCGCUGUGUACAACUGGCUCUUCAACCGUACCUUUCAGCUGCGCUCGCGUCUCAUCCACAUUAAGCGGCAGGACAGCUCCCUUCUCCGCUUCAUCUUUUUCCGCGCCUUCCAGGAGCAGCUAGGCGGGCGCGUGCGCAAGAUAAUUUUGAGUGUCUCGCAGGAGAGCACCGCGUUCAGUCUACUGGAGCACGUCAGUGUGUGCUACGUGCCGCUGGUAUGUGAGGUGAGCUACCUAAACUGCUUCGGCGUGUGCGCGAUCGACGGCACGCCAGUGCCCUCGUUGCAGGUUGACUUGGAGCCGAUCAGCGACCUCUCGGACAGCGCCGGUAUCGGUCAACUGGCCAUCACCAAGAAAGGCGAGCCGCGCAGGCGCCUCAAGAUCGCGGCGCAGUGGAAGCGCGAUGGUACGGCUAAGUUUCUUGGGGAACCGCUGGGCAUCCUCUGGCCAGUUGCCUAUCAGUAUGCGAUUGCGGCAGAGCUGGAGCGCAUUUUUUCCGUCUCACGGUACAUCAACGCCAUCUUUGUCUACUGUGACCCGCUGAAGCCGAUCAUCGCUGUUGUGUACCCGAACCGCGACACGAUCGAGUUUGAGUGGCGCCAGUCCCACUGCUGCGACGGCCCCGUACGGCAGCUCGGCUGGACAGAGUUGGUUGCGUAUGCCACGUCAAUAAUCACGGCCGACCUUGCUAGCAUCGCUGGAGAGGAGCAGCUGCACCCAUCACAGGUUCCCGAGUUUGUGCACCUUCAUCCGCACGCGUUCAGUGACCACAGCACCUUUCUCACCCCUUUUGGCAAGAUUCGUCGCGACGCCGUUCACAAGUACUUCGGCUCUGUGUUUGAAAAGCUAUACAGCGGUGUCGCCACCUCGCCGAUUGCCGCGCUCGGCGCGGACUUGCAAGAGGAUGUGAGUGACAUUGAGAGCAGUGGCACGAAGCUAGGCUCGAUUUUCGAUUUUGAUCUGCGAGUGCCCGUCACCAUCGACAUUGGGGGCACAUUUGCGAAGAUUGCGUUUAUCAUGCCGCCCACGAAAGGCGGGUUUCCGGCGUUUCCAUCCAUCAUUCACGAGGCGUCGUCGCUGUCAGAGAAGUUGGGGCUGCGCACCUUUCAUUUUUUUUCGGAUGAGGAAGCAGCCGAGAGCGAGUUGCAUACACGCACCCACUCGCGCGUCGGCACGCUCCGUUUCUUAAAGAUCCCUUCCCAGCAGGUCCCGCAGUUUGCUGAUUACCUCGCCGGUUCCCACGCCAUCAACAACUUCAAGCCGCAAUACACCACUAAGGUGCGUGCUACCGGCGGCGGCGCGUUCAAGUAUGCUUCGGUGGCGCGAAGCGUUCUGGGCAUUGAGUUCGAUGUGGUGAAGGAGAUGGACGCCGUGGUGAAGGGUCUCAACCUGGUUCUCCGCGUCGCACCCGAGUCCGUCUUCACGGUGGAUCCGAGCACCGGCGUCCACCACCCACAUCAGCUUGUGAGCAACGGGGAUGGCUUCUCGCCGUUUCCGUAUCUGCUCAUCAACAUAGGGUCUGGUAUCUCCUUUAUCAAGUGUACCGGCGCCGACGGCUCGCAUGUGCGUGUGGGCGGCUCACCCAUUGGUGGUGCUACGUUCUGGGGCCUCAUUCGCACGAUGACAAAUCUCACGUCGUGGGAGGAGGUGAUGGAGAUUAUGCGGCUGGACGGUCCGGGCGACAACAAGAACAUCGACUUGCUUGUCGGCGACAUAUACGGCUACAACGCGAAGGACUUGCCCGCCAUGCUGUCUAGUGAGACGGUGGCGAGCACCUUCGGGAAGCUGGGGACGGAGCGGUUUUAUGACAUGAAGCGUAGCGUCUGCACCGCCCACUUUGCAGACGACGACGCAGCAGGCGAAAUUCUGUCGCCGAAAGCGUUGAAGACGCCAUCUGUGAUCUCCGAGCUACCUGUCCGCAACGGAACCAAGGUGGCAUCGGCCAUCGACAUUGUGCGGUCUCUCUUGAACAUGAUUUCAAGUAACGUCACGCAGUUGGCUUACCUGCAUGCACGUCUGCACGGGGUACCGAACAUCUUCUUCGCGGGCGGCUUUGUGCGCGACAAUGCGAUGAUCUGGAGUUUGAUAAGCACCACGAUGAAGUACUGGUCCUCCGGUGAGUGCCAUGCUCACUUCCUCGAGCAUGACGGCUACCUCGGAGCACUUGGGUGUGCCAUUCUCGAUCCUCACGGGGAUGCGGCGAAGGAGGAUCAAUAG